Lichtheimia ornata is the source of this 1251-nucleotide messenger RNA. RefSeq lists its product as uncharacterized. The record is from RefSeq and is a predicted model, not a curated record. NCBI's taxonomy places the organism in Eukaryota, Fungi, Mucoromycota, Mucoromycetes, Mucorales, Lichtheimiaceae. The transcript has 11 exons. Bases 1 to 1251 code for a protein of 416 amino acids. Gene Ontology annotation, molecular function: protein binding.
AUGCAAGUACUACCACAAAUCUCAAUACAACCUGAUUGGCAUGAAGCUGUACGCGAUGUCGUCGGUCAAGACACUACUGAAGAAUCAUUCUGGGCAUCCUGCUAUAAAAAAGGUGGCGAGUCAAUUCACGGUUCAGUGACCAUUGGGAAGGGUUCUCAACCACGUUCAGUCGCAUUGCAAGGUAGUGAGGGUAUUACAGCCGAGUAUAUCAAUUCUCGCUCUUUCAAGAUGGGAUGCAAGUCGCUUGAUAUCUCGGAUGUGAUGGUUUAUGGUCCCAAGUUGGAAUUUGAUUUGAAGGAUACCAAAUCGGUAAAUGCGAUCGAUGUGACAUCGAAUGGCGACAUGUAUGCAUUGGGUCAAGCCGAUCGUAUCAUCAUUGGCAAUUUGAGUGAUGGCAAGGAAGAGAGAGUGAUGCAAGGGCACCUUGACGAUGUCACCACGGUUCAAUUCUUCCCGAGUGAUCAAGUCAUCUUAUCCGGUGGUGCUGAUUUCCAAAUCAAGAUCUGGUCUGCCAUUGAUGGAAGUAACCCAGUUACUUUGGUUGGUCAUACAAGUGUCAUCACGGAUACAGCCAUCAUUGAUCGGGGACGGAAUGUACUUUCAUCAUCAAGGGAUGGCACGAUACGUUUAUGGCAUUGUGGCACCGGAACAACCAUCUCCAUUGUUGCCCAAUACAGCGUACCAGUAUCCAAGAUCCUAUUAUGCCCACUACCAUCGCAAUACACUGCCACAACGCCCGAUCAAUUAGAUGAGCGUGAAGUUGAAACAGGCGACAAGAUGGUCCUUGCAGCUCUUGGAGAUGGUCGUGUUGUUGGCAUACACCUUGGUACAAAAAAAGAGCUUUUCCGCACCGAGAAACAAGAAUCUCCCUUGGCUGCUCUCGCAUACCAUGGCGAAUCAGGGGUAUUUGUCACCGGUGAUAUCCAUGGCAAGCUGUCUGCAUACAAUCAAAAUGAGCAAAGUCCCUGUUUACAAUGGCAACGUUCGGAGCAUGCAGUAACUGAUUUGGUGAUCAAACUCAAUGAGGAUGGCGAAUUGGCGGUUUUUGUGGCUAACGCCGAUGGUAGCUUAUACCAAACGAGUCCCAUUUUACUUGCAAUGAAGCAACCCGAGAGCUUACGUCUAGCUGGUGAAUAUUCUGGAAACGAGCUAGAAUCAAUCCAUUGUUUAAAGGCGAUCGCAACCAAGGAAGCGAAUGGACACGAGAGAUUAAUAUGUGGCAAUCGUGCAGGACAUGUAAUGAUUUAUUGA